Molecule: messenger RNA, 2145 nt
Organism: Leptosia nina
Lineage: Eukaryota; Metazoa; Arthropoda; Insecta; Lepidoptera; Pieridae
Source: the annotation of a GenBank genome assembly
AUGUCAGGGUGGUGGCUGGUAGUUUUGCUAGCAGCGAACGCUGCGGCGGCGGGAACGCGUCUGCCGCGCACGUCUCUUCCCGGUUCUGCGCCCGCGUCGUCUCCUUCGACGCCCCCGCGUUUGCCCCAAAGAAACUUCACCAUUUCCUCGCGCUCUUCUGUCAGAAACAGAGAGCAAUACAUUUUCAACGUGUUUGAGGUCAUCGUCAGCACUUUGGAAACAAAAUUGCAGAGAAUAGAAAAUCUAGACAAAGCCGUAGAACAUCUCAUGCGAAGAGUGGAGGCUUUAGAUUCUAGAGUUAAUGAUAACAUACACAAAACGGAUGCUAUUAUAUCAAAAUUAGGAAACCUAGACUUUAAAUUGUUCAGCAGAAUUGGCCAGGAUGAAGAAGAAAUUGCAACAGAGAAUAUAAACAAAAGACACAAUGAUAACAGAAUAAGCAAUACGCAAUUACUUGAUAAAAAACUAGAAUCUUUAGAUCAAAAAGUAUCUGACAUUGACUCAAAAUUGGUGGGCCUUAAAACCCAAAUAGACAACAACUUCUUACCAGUAGAUGACAUUAAUGCCGAAGCGAGUGAGAAAAAGCCUGUUAACCUUAACGUGAUUGAGAUCGCUAAAGGUCUUAAUACAGAAGUCAUUAAUGAAAUAACAAAGGAAGUAGAUCAAUUAAGGACUUCGAUGACGACGGUUGAUAGAAAAUUGCAAUUUCAUAUUAACCUCGUUUCGGAAAAUUUAGGUAAAGUUUUAUAUAUGAUGGCCGAUGUACACGCCGCUAUAGUCGAACCCGAGUCGGCAUCAAUCAACAUAAAUACAAUUUUCAAAAACCGUACAUCAACGAGCACACCUUCACCAGUUUCGAAGGCUAACAAAAUAGAUACACUGGUUAACAAAAUCAUUCCAAUGAUGAGCGUUUCAGAAAAAAUGGACGAAGUGUGGGACGUUGUAGUUGGUACAAAGAGUUCCGUAGACGAUUUAGUACCUAAAUCAGAUGAACUAUUAACUCAAACACAGAGGCAAGAGAGGGCAAUCGGCCAAAUUCACAACGACUUACGUGUAAAAACAAAUCUCAUAAUAGAAAACUUGGAUAUGGUCGAGAAGAGGCUUAAGAAACAAGAAGAUGACGUGGCAACUCUUGCACAGCGGCCGGUGCCUGCAGAAUUGCUUCUGGACCCAACAAUAGACCGCUUAGUUGAAUAUGCGCCAAAUAGGUACAGGGUAGACGAGCCCUCAACUGACCCAAGCACCAGUACAGCUGCGUUCACAACACCACCCACGCCGUCAGGAAAUAACAGCUCGAGUCAAAGCAGUGCAACAGUUACCGUCACACCAGCGAGUACUGGGCCCACAAGUCCACGCCCAAGCAGUCGUAAAGGAGGCAUUAUUUUCCCAAGCGUCAAAAACAAACCUAUAGUUGGCAACAACACUUUCGCCUCAGAAAUUGUCGCAAACUAUAAGGAUGUGAAAGGCUAUUCCUGCGUCGAUCUUUUGAAUGGAGGCAUGCGGGAAUCAGGGGUAUACUAUCUGCAAAUUAGAGGCACCACUUACUGGUUCCUGAAGGUUUUCUGCGAACAAGCCAUAGCUGAUGGUGGAUGGACGGUAAUUCAUCGUCGUGACGACUAUGGGACACCGUCAGAGAAUUUCAACAGGGACUGGAGUGACUACAAGAAUGGCUUUGGUGACCCUAGUAAAGAGUUCUGGCUCGGGAACGAGAACAUAUAUAUGCUGACCAAUAAUGAUGACUACAUGUUACGCGUUGAACUUGAAGAUUUUGAUGGCAAUAAGAGAUACGCUCAGUAUUCGCACUUUAAAAUCUACUCCGAAGCUGAAUACUAUAAGUUAGAGAUAGAUGGCUAUGAGGGGAAUGCGGGUGACUCUCUAAAUGAUCCUUGGUAUGGAUCAAACAAUAGCCCUUUCUCAACAUACAACAGAGAUAAUGACAGAUCAUCAUUAAACUGCGCCUCCAUGCUCAAAGGCGGGUGGUGGUGGAAGUCAUGUGGGCGCGGACUCAAUGGCCUUUAUCUACACGACCCUCAAGACCUCACAGCAAGACAAGGCAUUGUAUGGUUCCGAUGGAGAGGAUGGGACUAUACGUUGAAGCGAGCAUCUAUGAUGAUAAAACCGAAAGGUAUUCAGCCUGCCACGUGA